AUGGAGACGGCCAUAAUAUACUGUUCCAUGCAUGUGGCAAUAACUGAAAAAAACUAUCCACCUGAUUUCUUGAAUAAGGUAACUGCAGAGAUAAUUGCAACCUAUCUACUGGUGUUUGUGACAUGUGGUUCGGCUGCUCUUAGUGCUAGCGAUGAACACAAAGUCUCUAAACUUGGAGCAUCUGUAGCAGGUGGCCUAAUAGUCACAGUUAUGAUCUAUGCAGUUGGACACAUCUCUGGUGCACAUAUGAACCCAGCUGUAACCCUGGCUUUUGCAGCGGUUAGUCAUUUCCCUUGGAAACAGGACUCUGAGAAGUUGGGUUUUUUGGAAAAUGAGUUGAUUCGGGUGAAUGUGAGUUUCAUGGGCAAAUGCCACAUGGUAGUGGAGGAAAAUUUGGGAUCUUUCGGGUUCGGGAAGGUGCCAAGUUCCGAGGAGAGGAUUAUCAGAAUGUGUGUGGUUCACUGCCUGACCGGUUGA
This is a messenger RNA of Fraxinus pennsylvanica, 477 nucleotides long. Lineage: Eukaryota; Viridiplantae; Streptophyta; Magnoliopsida; Lamiales; Oleaceae. The record is from the annotation of a GenBank genome assembly.